AUGGCUGCGGCAGGAGGCCCGUCGAGUAUUAUCACUCAGGUUCAACAGGCAGGAGGGCCGCCUAUCAACACAUUAGGAGACAUCGGUUGUGACGAGCAUAUCACUCUUGAAUUGCGAGGUACUCGAUUUACACUCUCGAGGGAUGAGCUGUUAACCCUGCCUGAAUUUGUCCUUCUAUCACUGUUUCCCAAUGGUCUUCUGCCUGAUGGGCAUAUGGGCUCAUUUCAAGAGGGUGAUAUCUAUCCCGUUGACUAUGAUCCAACAUCUCUCCAGUACAUGUUAGAUUUCUUCCGUUCAGUGGCUCAGUCGAUCCCGUCAUCUUCACCUUCAGCGUCGACUACUCCGGAAUUAGAGAUGUCUGAAACGGUGCUGGGGUCACCAAGAGACAUACUACAAGAUCGGGCCGGAAUUAUCGUCCUACGUGAGGACCUCGAUUUCUAUGCGAUACCACCACGUCCUGACAUCGACCAUACGGAGAUGAUGGAGGUCAAACGUGCCGUGGGCAAAGCACUUCUUAAACAAGACGGGAUAUUUUCCGGCCUGAAGAAGAGCGAUGAACCCGGAUCGACGGAGCAACAUCUUAUUGAGAUGCUCACUGCAGGUGGUUUUGAAAGAGACGACCGGUGGGGUCACCGUGCUCCCGAACCCAACAAGGCGGUCAUUUGCAGCCUUGCAUUAGCUAAACUUCGCACCGACGUCAGAGGUGAUCUGUCCAAUAACAAUGCGGUCGGCAUGGCACAGAAACUCUUAUUGUUCUGGAGAAAACCAGCCAGAAGAUGCUGGUGGGAGGGUGUCGAACUGGAAAGUGUCGAGGGCGUCGAAGGCAAAGUAAAAGUGUGGAUUCGGAGAGUCUGGACGCUUGAAAUGAGCGUUAUUGGUCUCCGAUAG
Messenger RNA from Aspergillus fumigatus Af293, 888 nucleotides. Its product is annotated as putative general stress response protein Whi2. The record is from RefSeq and is a predicted model, not a curated record. Gene Ontology annotation, cellular component: nucleus. Lineage: Eukaryota; Fungi; Ascomycota; Eurotiomycetes; Eurotiales; Aspergillaceae. Gene Ontology annotation, molecular function: RNA binding.